AUUAGGCUUCAAAACUUCAAAUGUAUCAAUAGUUUACUCUAUUUUUUCACAUUUGUGACUAGACAUACAAUGAAUUUCUUUUCAGAUUUGUAGGAUUUAUUCUCUGACAAUAUAUCCUUGUUUAGAUAUAUUGAUGUUCUGCUGUGUCACAAUUAAGUGGUACAUUUUUAAAUCUUCUCAAUUUGAAGGAUGCAGCAACGCAGACAGUGCGACGAUGGCGAUGUGGCAUUGACUUGAAUGUUCAUAAAGUUAAUAUUUGGCCAUCAGAGUCCCUUUCCUCGACAUGUAGAAAGAAGCAUAUCCAGACGGACAUGAAGAUGUUUCAUCCAGUAAGCAUUGGCCUUCAGUUCCACCAUGUGUUUGAGAAUGAAAAAGCCAUUGCAUGUAACCUCCUCAAAGCCCCCAAGCUGGAAUGGCUGCCUAACCCAGAAGAAGACAUGGUGAUGGAACUGGAGCUGCAGGAAGAGGAGGAGCAGGAUGAGGAGAUAGAGGAGGAAGAUCUUAAAUCUGAUGUCGACUAUGUACCCUCAUCUGAUUCAGAUGACAGUCCCUGGGAGAUGGACUCAACAGUAGAAACAACAGAUGUUGUUGAUGAGCGAAAGUUCUUAAUCUUCUGAAUCACAGCUUCUGGAGUUACUUAAAAGUUGUCCUGGGUGUGCUUCCCCUACAACAGUUACAACCCCUACAACUUCAUCAGCCGAAUGGUGGCACUAUGGUAGAGGCUA
Messenger RNA from Patiria miniata (bat star), 725 nucleotides. RefSeq lists its product as uncharacterized. The transcript is spliced from 3 exons. NCBI's taxonomy places the organism in Eukaryota, Metazoa, Echinodermata, Asteroidea, Valvatida, Asterinidae. The record is from RefSeq and is a predicted model, not a curated record. The coding region runs from base 312 to 617 and encodes 101 amino acids.